Phoenix dactylifera (date palm) is the source of this 4582-nucleotide messenger RNA. RefSeq names its product putative serine/threonine protein kinase IREH1. The record is from RefSeq and is a predicted model, not a curated record. NCBI's taxonomy places the organism in Eukaryota, Viridiplantae, Streptophyta, Magnoliopsida, Arecales, Arecaceae. Gene Ontology annotation, molecular function: protein serine/threonine kinase activity; ATP binding. Gene Ontology annotation, biological process: intracellular signal transduction; peptidyl-serine phosphorylation.
CCACCAUCGUCUCCAAACCCCUCCCCUUCUUCUCCUUUCCGUUCUUUUUGAUGUAACGCCCUUCCAUUCUUAAAGUUUUAUGACAUUCUCUCCCGCUGUAUCCUCGGGACCCUCGCCGUGCCGGUCCUGUCAAAAAAAAAAAAAGAAACAAAAAGAAGGCCCACCCUUUACGAAGAGAAUCUAAAACUCUCUUUAGAGCAACCACGAGGGGUCGUGGAAGGGGAAAGGGAAGAAGGGUGAGAGAAGGAUGGUGUUCAAAGGCCGGUUCUUCUCGUCGAAGAAGUCGGAUUCCUCGAGCCCCGAGGGAUCCAAUAGUCCGAGGACGCCGGCAUUCGAGUCGCCCUCCAGAUCCGAAAAGAAGAAGGUCAAAUUGGACCUCGCUGUCGGAAGCCACGCCCUCAUCAAGGACGCCGUCAAGAACCACCGGCGAAAGGAGGACAAGAAGGACAAGGAGCGGGAUUCCAAGGGCAAGGAAACCGCCGCAGCCGCCGCCCUCUCCGCCCCGGCCAAGGUUCGGAAAGGGGCGGCAGCCAAAGACGGCGGGGCGGCGGCGUCGUCGCUCUCCCCGAUCCUCGCCUCCUCGCUCGGGUUGAACCGGAUCAAGACGAGAUCCGGCCCGCUGCCGCAGGAAGGGUUCCGCGGGGACCACAGGAUCUCGGGCCUUGGCAGCAGCAACCUCUCCAGGGGCCACGUCGAGGGGGGAUGCUCGACUUCGUCGUUGGCCGGGAAGGACGACGGUGGUAGGGCGAAGAAGGACGAGAGGGCGCUCUACACGGUUCUGGAGUCGUGCGCCAGUUCUUGGGCUGAUCAUGGGGGGAGCCGAGCCAAGGAGAGCCUCGAUGUUCAACUCGGGAGCCAGAUUUGCAAUGGCGAGCAUUCCAAUGUUCGAAUUGGGAAAACUAACUCAUCAUGGAAUCAUCCUGAAGAUUUAAAAUGUUCUGCUGCUUUCACUCCAGAAGUCGAGACUGCAUAUGAUGCUUGUGAAACUCCAAAAGAUUCUGAAUGUCCCCGCUUUAAAGCCAUAAUGCAGGCUACUAGUGCACCUAGGAAGAGGUUCCCUGCUGAUAUAAAAAGUUUUUCACAUGAGUUGAACUCGAAAGGAGUACAACCAUUUCCAUUCUGGAAGCCACGCAACAUCUACAAUUUGAAGGAGGUGUUGAAAGUCAUUCAGGUGAAAUUUGAGAAAGCAAAGGAAGAGGUGAACUCGGAUCUGGCAAUUUUUGCAGGGGAUUUGGUUGGCAUAAUGGAAAAAAGUGCAGAAAGCCAUCCUGAAUGGAAAGUAACUUUGGAAGAUCUGUUGAUACUUGCUCGGAGCUGUUGUGUCAUGAUGCCUGGGGAGUUCUGGCUUCAGUGUGAAGGCAUAGUUCAGGAUUUGGAUGAUCACCGUCAAGAGCUUCCUAUGGGAGUUCUGAAGAAACUUCAUACCCAUUUGCUUUUUAUCCUUUCUCGAUGCACAAGAUUGCAUCAGUUCCACAAGGAAACUGGUCUUGCUGAGGAUGAAAUUGCAAUGGAUCUUCAAGAUCCUAAAAUCAUCCAGGCUGCUGAUAAAAAGGUUGCAUUAGGAUCAGGAAGAGAUGGAGAAAACACAAAGAACUCCAUUAAGGCUGCUGCUUCAAGGAAGUUUUGUAGUCAGGAGCAGCGUAACUUAAAAUUGAAAAGAAUCCAAGAAAUAAAACCUGACAAUUUUUCUUCAGUAUUUAAUGCUGACAUUGAAAAGGAUAUGGAUUUGGCUGCUAGUGGAGGACGGAUAGCUUCUGGGAAACCUCUCCCUUCUCCUGCAGGAAAAGUCCAGAAAGAAGCGAGCCCUGUCAAGGAUGAAAUAUCCAACAGAAAAGUGGAUUCUUCAGAGAUAUUAAACAAGAGUCAAAGUUCAGAUGCAGACUUGACCGCGGUAAAUCCUCCUGAGUUACCCAGUUCUGGUGAUUCUUCUGUGUGCCCAUCAGUUCCUUCCAAACAUCAACACAAAAUUUCUUGGGGUUACUGGACGGAUCAGCCUAAUAUUCCCGAAGAGGGUUCAAUUAUGUGUCGAAUUUGUGAGGAGUAUGUUCCUACUCUGUGUAUGGAGGAUCACUCAAAGAUUUGUGCAAUUGCAGAUAGGUGCGAUCAAAAAGGUUUGAGUGUUGAUGAACGCCUCAACAGAAUUGCCAAGACUCUAGAGAAGAUGAUAGAGGCAUACUCACAGAAGGAUCCCCCCGAUGCAGUUGGAAGCACAGAUCUGACAGAAGUUUCUAAUUCAAGUGUUAAUGAAGAAUCUGAUCUCCUUUUUCCAAAACAUUGUGAUUGGUCUCGGAGAGGAUCAGCUGAUAUGCUUGAUUGUUUCCAGGAGGCUGACAACUCUAUUUUCUUGGAUGACCUGAAGAAUUUGUCAUCAAUGAAAUGUAAGACACGUUUUGGUUCAAAGUCUGAUCGCGGAAUGGCUGCAUCAUCAGCAGGCAGCAUGACUUCUCGAUCUCCUUUGAUGACACCAAGAGCCAGUCACGUAGAGAUGCUUUUGGCAAGGAAAAAUGCAGCUUCCGAGAGUGAAGAUCUUCCACAGAUAGUUGAACUUGCUGAUAUUGCUCGAUGCAUUGUAAAUACUCCAAUGAAUGAAGAGCGAUCGGUGUUGUAUUUGGUUUCCUGUGUAGAAGAUUUGCAAGAAGUCAUGAACCGUCAGAAGUUUGAGGCACUUACAGUGCAGACAUUUGGCACACGCAUAGAGAAGCUUCACCGGGAUAAGUACCUGCAGCUUUGUGAUUUACUUGAUACUGAAAAGGUUGAUGCACCGAGUGCUGUAAUGGAUGAAGAAGAGGAUGUGGUUCAUAGCUUGCGAGCAAGCCCUGUUCACCCUACAGUCAAGGAUCGAACAUCUAUUGAUGACUUUGAAAUUUUAAAACCUAUAAGUCGUGGGGCAUUUGGUCGGGUUUUCUUAGCCAAGAAGAGAACAACGGGGGAUCUCUUUGCUAUAAAGGUCCUAAAAAAGGCGGAUAUGAUUCGCAAAAAUGCUGUUGAGAGUAUAUUGGCUGAACGUGAUAUUCUAAUCACAGUUCGGAAUCCUUUUGUGGUACGAUUUUUUUAUUCUUUCACAUCUCAAGAGAACUUAUAUCUAGUGAUGGAGUACUUGAAUGGAGGGGACUUGUAUUCAUUGCUGAGAAAUUUAGGCUGCUUGGAUGAAGAAGUUGCCCGCAUAUAUAUUGCAGAAGUUGUCCUUGCAUUGGAAUACCUCCAUUCCCUGCAUGUGGUGCAUCGGGAUUUAAAGCCAGACAAUUUGUUGAUUGCUCAUGAUGGUCAUAUUAAGUUGACAGAUUUUGGACUUUCGAAAGUUGGUCUUAUCAACAGUACAGACGAUCUAUCUGGUCCUGCUGUCAGUGGGACAUCAUUAUAUGGGGAGGAUGAACCUCAGGUUUCUCCAUCUGAGCACUUGAAGCAGCGAGAACGGCGGAAGAAACACUCUGCCGUCGGUACACCUGAUUAUUUGGCACCGGAGAUCCUCUUAGGAACAGGACAUGGUGCAAGUGCAGAUUGGUGGUCUGUUGGUGUUAUUCUCUUUGAGCUCAUUGUUGGAAUUCCACCAUUUAAUGCAGAACAUCCUCAGACAAUCUUUGACAAUAUUCUCAAUCGUAAGAUACCUUGGCCCCGAGUACCUGAAGAGAUGAGUUUCAAAGCCCGAGAUCUAAUUGACAAGUUUGUUAAAACUGACGCAUACUUGCUGUAUAAGCCUAUCACUUUUCUUGCUGAAAGUUUCUCUAGAUUAUUGACGGAAGAUCCUCACCAAAGGCUUGGGGCCAAAGGAGCAGCAGAGGUGAAGCAACACAUAUUUUUUAAAAAUAUUAACUGGGACACGCUUGCCAGGCAGAAGGCUUCCUUUGUUCCCUCAUCAGGUAGUGCACUUGAUACUAGCUACUUCAAUAGCCGUUACUCCUCAAAUCUGUCAGAUGAAAACAUAUAUGAAACCAGUGAGUUUGAGGAUUCCAGUGACAAUGGAAGCUUUGGUGGAAGCAGUAGUUGUGUAAGCAAUCAUCAUGAUGAACAAGGCAAUGAGUGUGGAGGUCUUGCUGAGUUUGAAUCUGGCUCAUCCAUCUAUUAUUCAUUCAGUAACUUUUCGUUCAAGAAUCUGUCGCAGCUUGCAUCAAUUAACUAUGAUUUGCUCAGCAAGGGUUGGAAGGAAGAUCAAGCAAUAAAAUCUAAUUCUUAGAGUUGCCUUCCUGUUGUGAAAGUUUCCAUUGUACAUGUGAGCCAGACGCUUAAGGAUCUUGAUGGUCUCAUUGUACAGCAUGUAAAUAGAAAGAAGCUUGAGGCUGGAACUCCAGGGGUGUGCUUUUCCCCCUACAGGCUACUGCUCCAGUGUUGGAGCUGCCUACCAUUUUAGCAGAGCCAUUUGAUUUUCCUUUAUUUCCUAUGGUAAAUUCUAUCGUCAGGUGGGUAUGACCAUUGGUCCUUGGCCUUCCGAUGGAACAUACAUGUUUCCUGGGCUUGUGGAUCAGAUUUCUUUUUAUCCAUCAAUGCCCCUUGAAACUAGUUGAUAUUAUUUCCCCUUGUGACUUAUUUAACUGUUGUUUGUUUUGAAUGAGAGAGACCAAGCAAAAUGGCUCCUGAACGUUGACCA